Messenger RNA from Capsella rubella, 1677 nucleotides. Its product is annotated as EGF domain-specific O-linked N-acetylglucosamine transferase. Lineage: Eukaryota; Viridiplantae; Streptophyta; Magnoliopsida; Brassicales; Brassicaceae. The record is from RefSeq and is a predicted model, not a curated record. Gene Ontology annotation, molecular function: glycosyltransferase activity. The coding region runs from base 147 to 1625 and encodes 492 amino acids. The transcript is spliced from 3 exons.
GAAAGUAUUUUUUUUCUCUGCUUGUGUAGUUCUUCUCUCUUCUCCUGUGAAAAAACCCUCUGCUUUCGUGCUUGAAAAACAAAUCACCAAGAAAGAUCGAUCAGACUCUUCAUCAACAUCGAAACCUGCGUUCUAGGUUUUAGAAGAUGGUGCAGUACCAGAGACUAAUCAUCCACCAUGGAAGAAAAGAGGAAAGUGGUGGAAGCGGCGGUUGCUGCUACUCCAAGAGAGCUAAACAAAAGUUUCGUUGUCUUCUCUUCCUCUCUUUCCUCUCUUGCUGUUUCGUCAUGUCUCCUUAUUACCUCUUCGGCUUCUCCACUCUCUCCCUCCUAGAUUCGUUUCGCAGAGAAAUCGAAGGUCUGAGUUCUAAUGAGCCAUUCAAUACCCCUCUGUGCUCCGAAAUCUCCAAUGGAACCAUUUGUUGUGACAGAACCGGUUUGAGAUCUGAUAUAUGUGUUAUGAAAGGCGAUAUCCGAACAAACUCUGCUUCUUCCUCAGUCUUCCUCGUCACCGCCUCCACCAAGAACAACACAAAACCGGAAAAGAUCAAACCUUACACCAGAAAAUGGGAGACUAGUGUGAUGGACACAGUUCAAGAACUCAACCUCAUCACCAAAGAUCCGAAAAAAUCUUCAGAUAGUGUCUGCGAUGUGUACCACGAUGUUCCUGCUGUGUUCUUCUCCACUGGUGGAUACACCGGAAACGUUUACCACGAGUUUAACGACGGGAUCAUCCCCUUGUUUAUAACUUCGCAGCAUUACAACAAAAAAGUUGUGUUUGUGAUCGUCGAGUAUCAUGAUUGGUGGGAGAUGAAGUAUGGAGAUAUCGUUUCGCAGCUCUCGGAUUAUCCUCUGGUCGAUUUCAGUGGAGAUGCGAGAACGCAUUGUUUCAAAGAAGCAACGGUUGGAUUACGUAUUCACGACGAGUUAACUGUGAAUUCUUCACUGGUCAUUGGCAAUCAAACUAUAGUUGAUUUCAGAAACGUUUUGGAUCGGGGCUAUACUCAUCGUAUCCUAAGCUUGAUUCAGGAGGAAACAGAGGCCAAAGUGACGGCACUCGAUUACAAGAAGAAACCAAAACUGGUGAUUCUAUCAAGAAACGGAUCAUCGAGGGCGAUACUAAACGAGAAACUUCUGGUGGAGCUGGCAGAAGAAACAGGAUUCAAUGUGGAGGUCCUCAGACCACAAAAAACAACAGAGAUGGCUAAGAUAUAUUGGUCGUUGAACAGGAGCGAUGUAAUGAUCGGUGUACAUGGAGCAGCAAUGACUCAUUUCCUUUUCUUGAAACCAAAAACCGUCUUCAUUCAGAUAAUCCCGUUAGGGACGGAUUGGGCGGCAGAGACAUACUAUGGAGAACCGGCGAAGAAGCUCGGACUGAAGUACAUUGGUUACAAGAUUGCGCCGAAAGAGAGCUCUUUAUAUGAAGAAUAUGGUAAAGAUGAUCCUGUAAUCCGAGAUCCGGAUAGUCUCAACGAUAAAGGAUGGGAAUAUACCAAGAAAAUUUAUUUACAAGGACAGAACGUGAAGGUUGACUUGCGAAGAUUUAGAGAAACGUUAACUCGUUCGUACGAUUUCACCAUCAGAAGAAGAUUUAGAGAGGAAGUUCCUCGUUUACAUGUUACAUAGAGAUAUGUUUAUUAUAGAGAGAAAAUCAGAAGAAAGUUUAUUGGUUUUUCUA